This is a messenger RNA of Paramecium tetraurelia, 1509 nucleotides long. RefSeq lists its product as uncharacterized. Gene Ontology annotation, biological process: transmembrane transport. The record is from RefSeq and is a predicted model, not a curated record. Gene Ontology annotation, molecular function: transmembrane transporter activity. NCBI's taxonomy places the organism in Eukaryota, Ciliophora, Oligohymenophorea, Peniculida, Parameciidae. The transcript is spliced from 4 exons.
AUGUAAUUAGAAAAAGAUAGCAAACAAUCUUUUCUAUACUAGUUACCGUUACAAAAGACAUGGAUGUUAUGGGUGGCACUUGCUCUAGCUUGCUUUCUUUUAUUUGGAGAUGCUUAUGCUUUUGAUAAUCCAAUGGCUUUGUAAUCUACUAUCCAAACUGAGAUGAACCUCAACAAUGUUUAAUUCAAUAUGCUUUAUUCAAUAUAUUCUGCUCCCAAUAUUAUAUUGCCGUUUUUUGGAGGCAUCCUUAUAGACAAAAUAGGAGUGAGAGUAAGUAUAUUGAUAUUCUCGUCUAUACUUAUUUUGGGCUAGAGUAUUGUAGUUAUAGGUGGAUACACAUUAUCCUAUGGAACAAUGUUGGCUGGCAGAUGCAUUUUUGGUAUUGGCUCUGAAAGUCUGAAUGCAGCAUAAGCAGCCAUAAUGUCAUAAUGGUUUUAAGGAGGGCAAGUUAGUUUGGCCUUGGGUUUGUGUUUAUCAAUACCCAAAUUGGGAAGUGCAUUGAACAGUUUGGUCAGUCCUCAGAUUCAGGCGAGUCAUGGAGAAUUAGGGUUCACUUUUUUGGUUGGCCUUUUUAUCGUCAUAUUUUCUUGGGGAUGCGGAUUGGUCUUAAUCUAUUUAGACAAAAAAAAUGAAGUAUUGAUGGAAAAAUGGAGAGAGCUCAAUCCAGAAGAAGAGAAUAAUGAACAUAAGGAAGCAUAACCUUCUGCUUAAGAGAUGAGUCUAUAGAUGAGAAAAAGCGAAACCUCUGAAAGUGAGCGAUCAGUAUCGUUGUUAGAAGAUGAGGACGACGACAAUGAUGACGAUGAAAAAGAAGAAGAAGCAGCUCAUGAGGCUAAAGAGGAGAUUAAGCUAUCAGAUUUGAAGCAUUUGGACGGUUCCUAUUGGAUAUUGUCAUGCAUUAUAAUGUUGAGUGAAGCACUCUUUGUUCCCUUUUUGGAUAAUGGAAAUGCCUUCUUUCAAGUCAAAUUCGGAUUUAGUUAACAAUCAGCUGGUGUUUUGCUUACAAUCCCCUAUGUAUUUGCAGCCUGUGUGACUCCCUUUGUAGGUAUCUAUAGUGACAAAAUCCGAUAACGUUCCUUAUUGAUUGUUCUCACCACAGUCAUUUUUAUCAUCACCCAUUUGUGUCUUCUCCUCAUUUAUUGUGAUUCUGCCUGUGGAGUGUCAGCCUUACCAUUGUUAUCAUUAGGAAUUUGCUAUUCUUUUUACUCGGCCAUUUUGAUUCCAUCCAUCCCCUUAGUAGUCAAAGCACAAAUGAUAGGAACGGCAUUUGGCUUGUUGGGAGUGAUGUAGAAUACAGCAUUGGCCUUGUUUCCACUCAUUACUGGAAGUUUAUAUAAUAGUCAUUUAAUUAAUGAAGAAGGCCAAGUCGAUCCAUUUCAAGGGUAUGUCUAUCAAUCCUAUUUCUUUGUUGGAGUCAGUUGUUUUAAUUUUAUUAUUGCCAUCAGUUUAUAUGUAUUUGAUAAAAAUGGGAGCAAGAAAUUAAGUAGACUAAAGUCGAAGAGUAAAUGA